Messenger RNA from Eufriesea mexicana, 2564 nucleotides. RefSeq names its product laccase-1. The coding region runs from base 154 to 2382 and encodes 742 amino acids. Gene Ontology annotation, cellular component: plasma membrane. Gene Ontology annotation, molecular function: copper ion binding; oxidoreductase activity. Gene Ontology annotation, biological process: iron ion transport. NCBI's taxonomy places the organism in Eukaryota, Metazoa, Arthropoda, Insecta, Hymenoptera, Apidae. The transcript has 10 exons. The record is from RefSeq and is a predicted model, not a curated record.
GGGGCGACGGUGUGAAACCCGACGAGAGAGAAGUGACAGUUGAGAUAGAGCGGCAAGCACAAAGAACGUCUCAGUCGGCGCUGAGCCAUUGCCUCAGCAAGUCUCACCAGAAGUCGGAGAUCUAGUUCGAGAAAGUUUCGACCGAUUCCAAGCAUGAGACUCUACAGUGGCUACGCGAUACUGGUCCUCGCGACGAUUUUCGCGUGUACGCGACUCUCGCUUGCCAUACGUGUCACGCAAACCUCCGGUAGGAAGAACGACGUGGUGGCCGAUCAGACACCGGCUUCGUCCUUCUGGACACCCACCAUUAAGACAGGCAACAUCUUCACCGACGAUAGCAGCAACUUCUUCCCUUCGAGUCAUGGCUUGGUGCAGACCCAUCCGACUGGUAAUGUGUUUCGAAGUGGUUUCGGUGGAAUCGACAAUCUCGGUAGUCGAGGAGUGACUGUCAGACCACCAAGGACGAGGCCUCUCGAUUAUAGCGAGCGCGCCACGGCUGAAUUGCGUCGAAAUCCGUCGCUUUCCUCGCCGGACGAGUGCGCCAGAGCUUGCCGCGAGAACGAGCCGCCCAGGAUAUGCUACUAUCACUUCACCCUUGAGUAUUACACCGUCCUUGGAGCAGCGUGCCAAAUCUGUACCCCUAACGCCACGAACGUGGUCUGGAGCGACUGCCAGUGCGUGCUAGCAGACGGCGUGGAACGAGGCAUUUUGACAGCGAAUAGAAUGGUACCCGGCCCCAGCAUCCAAGUCUGUCAGGGCGACAAGGUCGUGGUCGACGUGGAGAACCACAUCGAGGGUAUGGAAGUGACCAUCCAUUGGCACGGAGUGUGGCAGAGAGGCUCCCAAUAUUACGACGGUGUACCGUUCGUGACGCAAUGCCCUAUUCAGGAAGGUAGCACGUUCAGGUACCAAUGGAUGGCUGGAAACGAAGGCACGCAUUUCUGGCACGCUCACACAGGACUGCAGAAAAUAGACGGCCUCUACGGAAGUAUCGUAAUACGUCAACCGCCGAGCAAAGACCCUAACAGCCACCUUUACGACUACGAUCUGACUACUCAUGUCGUUCUCAUCAGCGACUGGUUCCAUGAGAACGCGGCCGAGCGUUUCCCUGGCCGUCUAGCAGUUAACACCGGUCAAGCCCCCGAGAGCGUGUUGAUCAAUGGAAAAGGACAGUUCAGGGAUCCCAACACCGGUUUCAUGACGAACACACCCCUGGAGGUGUUCACCAUAACUCCCGGUCGGCGUUAUCGUUUCCGACUGAUCAAUUCCUUCGGAUCGGUCUGUCCAUCUCAGAUUACGUUCGAAGGUCACUCCCUGACGGUGAUCUCCACCGACGGAGAAGCAGUGCAGCCGGUCACGGUGGACACCAUCAUCUCGUUCUCCGGCGAACGAUACGACUUCGUAAUAAAUGCGGAUCAACCGGUCGGCGCGUAUUGGAUUCAAGUUCGUGCUCUCGGCGAGUGCGGUAUCCCGCGUGCACAACAGCUAGGCAUACUGCGGUACGCCCGUGGACCAUAUCAGCCAACCACCACGGCGCCCACUUACGAUUUUGGUCUUCCACAGGGUGUCGUACUGAACCCCUUGGACGCGAUUUGCAAUCGUCAACGGGAGGACGCGAUUUGCGUGAGCCAGCUGAAGAACUCCCGACAGAUCGACCAAGGAAUUCUGCAGCAGCGUCCUGACGUGAAAAUAUUCUUGCCGUUCCGCUUCCUAUUCUACAGGCCAGAGGAGGUGUUCCAGCCGCAAACGUAUAAUCGGUUCUUGGUCGCCCCGACCGGAGAUCACGUAAUCUCUCUCGUCGAUGAAAUCUCGUUCACAUUUCCGCCGGCGCCUCCGCUUUCGCAAAUCGACGACAUCCCGCCUGAGCAGUUCUGCAACGGUGACAACAGGCCAGCUGACUGCGGCGCCAACUGCAUGUGCACCCAUCAAGUUGAUAUCCCGCACAACGCGGUCGUCGAAGUGGUGCUCGUAGAUGAAGUACAACAACCGAAUUUGUCGCAUCCCUUCCAUCUACACGGAUACGCCUUCAACGUGAUCGGUAUCGGUCGCUCUCCCGACAAGAACGUGAAGAAGAUCAAUCUGAAACACGCGUUGGAUCUCGACAAGAGGGGUCUUCUGAAUCGACAGUUCAAUUUGCCACCUGCCAAGGACACUAUUGCCGUUCCGAACAACGGCUACGUCAUUUUCCGGUUCCGCGCAGACAAUCCAGGAUACUGGUUGUUCCACUGUCACUUCCUCUUCCACAUACUCAUCGGAAUGAACCUGAUUCUGCACGUGGGGACGCACGCGGAUCUGCCACCAGUGCCGCCAAACUUCCCUAGAUGCGGGGACCAUCUACCACCCAUCACACCCCCGUCGUUGACACUAGACUCGUUUCACUGAUGCAUCCUGAGGAGAGUCAGCGAUCAGAGGCGGUCCAAAGCAUACACGAUAUUUUUAGCGUAUUCCUGUAAAGUAGUCAGUAUGCUGUAGCGAAUCUAUUUCAGAAAUCUUCCUCUCGUCGGGGGUCGUUCGUCGGGGUGCGUUCUACGUGAGAGAGACCCAACAAGAAAAAGAGAAAAAAG